This is a messenger RNA of Ictalurus punctatus (channel catfish), 1252 nucleotides long. Its product is annotated as NLR family CARD domain-containing protein 3-like. The transcript is spliced from 3 exons. NCBI's taxonomy places the organism in Eukaryota, Metazoa, Chordata, Actinopteri, Siluriformes, Ictaluridae. The coding region runs from base 210 to 881 and encodes 223 amino acids. The record is from RefSeq and is a predicted model, not a curated record.
AAUCAAACCUCAGCAGAAAUCAGUUGGACUCCAUAUUCAAGGUGCUGGAACACAAAGUCAUCACUCUGAUAAAGAAUGAGCUGGAGAGGUUUAGGAAGCUCCUGAGUCCAGAUUACCCAGCAUGCACUGAGAGGGAGGUGCAGGAUGAGGAGGAUCUGCACAGUGUCAGAGACGGAGCGCUGAAGAUCACACUGCACGUCCUGAAGAACAUGAACCACACAGAUCUCGCUCACACACUGCACAACAAGUCUGUGGCCUCUGUGUAUCAGACAAAGCUGAAAUCCAGCCUGAGAGAGAAGUUUAAAAGAAUUAAUGAAGGAAUCUCACAGCAUGGAAGCUCAGCACUUCUGAAUGAGAUCUACACAGAGCUCUACAUCACAGAGGGUUGGAGUGGAGACGUCAAUAAUGAACAUGAGGUGAGACAGAUUGAGACAGCGUCCAGGAGACCAGCAACACAGGAGACACCCAUCAAAUGUAAUGAUCUCUUUAAAGACAAGUCCAUCAGAAGUGUGCUGACUAAAGGAGUUGCUGGAAUUGGAAAAACAGUCUCUGUGCAGAAGUUCAUUCUGGACUGGACUGAAGGAAAAGCAAAUCAGGACGUCACCUUCAUGUUUCCACUUCCCUUUAGAGAGCUGAAUCUGAUGAAGCAGGAACAUCUCAGUCUGAUGGAUCUUCAUCACUUUUUCCCUGAAAUGAGAAAACUAGAAGUAAUAGACUUCUACAAAGUGGUGUUGAUCUUUGAUGGUCUGGAUGAGUGUCGACUUCCUCUAAAUUUCCAGAAGAAUGAGAGACUGUGUGAUGUGACAGAGUCAGCCUCAGUGGAUGUGCUGCUGACAACCUCAUCAAGGGGAAUCUGCUUCCCUCUGCUCUCCUCUGGAUAACCUCUCGACCAGGAGCAGCCAAUCAGAUCCCUCCUGAGUGUGUAGACCAGGUAACAGAGGUACGAGGGUUCAGUGAUCCUCAGAAAGAGGAGUACUUCAGGAAGAGGAUCAGUGAUCAGAGCCUGGCCAAUAAAAUCAUCUCACACAUGAAGUCUUCAAGAAGCCUCUACAUCAUGUGCCACAUCCCAGUCUUCUGCUGGAUCUCAGCCACUGUUCUAGAGAGAAUGUUGGGUGAAGCAGAGCGUGGAGAGGUCCCCAAGACUCUGACUCAAAUGUUCACACACUUCCUGAUCUUUCAGAUCAAACACAAGGAGCAAAAGUACCAUCAGAAAUGUGACCCUGAUCCUGAUCCUGAUCCUCCUGAGUGUUCA